Triticum turgidum subsp. durum (durum wheat) is the source of this 576-nucleotide messenger RNA. The record is from the annotation of a GenBank genome assembly. NCBI's taxonomy places the organism in Eukaryota, Viridiplantae, Streptophyta, Magnoliopsida, Poales, Poaceae.
AUGGAAGACUUCCUCUUCAGCGGGGAGGCGCCGCCGGCUGCUAGCUCGGAGCGCUUGGUCGGCAGCAUCAGCAACGUGCUCAACAGCGUGGAGAAGCUAGAUGCGAACUACAAGAGCAAGAUGCGGUGCCUUAGCCCGGCCGUCAACCCCGCCGCGCUCCCCCUCCUACAGCAGCUGUUGGACACACAACUCAGCAACGGUGACACCUACACAUGUGGAGCCUGUGGAUAUCUAUCGGCGAUAGAUGACAAAGUCUGCCCUAGAUGCAAAUGUUAUAUGCGCAGGGCUAUGACGGUCGCCGCCGGAAAAAACGGGACCACGCCGGUACCUGUGGGCAUGUACACUGUCGGGGAUGACCUGUCCGUGACUUCGGCCUCUUUUUUCGCGACGAUCUCGCUGUUGGGCAUCAAGGAUCUCAGCGCCUUGCAGGAAAAGACAGUGAAGAUCGGCAAGGAAGAGGCACUAGAGAUAUUUGCUGCUUCCCUCAAGUCCAAGACCGUCCUGUCGGAUGUCUUUCUACCGAAGAAGAAUGCUCGCCUCAAGAGAGAACAUCCCGAGGGAGUCAUUCACAUAUGA